Molecule: messenger RNA, 2047 nt
Organism: Pyricularia grisea
Lineage: Eukaryota; Fungi; Ascomycota; Sordariomycetes; Magnaporthales; Pyriculariaceae
Exons: 4
Coding region: 71-1942 (623 amino acids)
Molecular function (GO): protein binding
Source: RefSeq, a predicted model, not a curated record
GUUCCCAAAAGAUCCCCCACUCUCGUCACCGAGGCGCGAAACACCAGAAACGGUCUGGCCCUGGUAAAAGAUGUCGAAUUUAUUACAUGCAAAAUUGCUCUUUGUUUGGGCCCUAUUGAGCCCAGACUUUGUGUCAUCUCAACGGGACCAACCCCAAGCACGCAUUGAUUGGACCGACGGGAGAUCAUUCGUUGCGCCGCCCUCGGAGCUGUUUGGUAAACGUCUGGGAUGUACUAUUGCCGUCCUGGAUGAUUGCGUCUUUGUCGACGGAGGAAGCAUCACAUGGAACCGAGGGAACCUGUCACAGCCAAUCUGGGCAACCGAGGACACCAACAAAAGCAUAAUGAUUCCUAUCAAGUCCGACGGAGCGGCGGGCCCAGAGGACUAUCACAUUGUUGAUAAGCCCAGUGGUUUUUUCUUGCCGAAAGAGCAAGGACUAUGGGUCGACACAAAAGCAACACCUCAGAGGGUAUACAGCUGGGGUGGGAGCAAAAGCGCUCAAUCGGGGAAGACGCCAGCCGUGGAGGCAUUCCGCAAGUUCACACGAAGCAACAAGCAAGGCGACAACUACACGGGGAGCUGGGCCGCCGAAAACCAGCUGCCGAGCGAUGGUUCUACCGAUCGUCCAAUUCUCUCGAACCAGUAUGCCACUUGGGCAACCUGUAAUGAUAUUGGUAUCAUGGUCGGUGGAAGAUUCGGCAAUGAAGUCACUUCAUCCGGCUUUAUUACUUACAACAUGACGACAGGGAAGUGGUCAAACGACACCUCACAAGUCUUUCCAGAAGUCAUCAAGGAUCAAAACAGCAAGAAAGACAUUGCAGUUCCGAACACGUACAAACAGGGUGCCGCUGUAUGUCUCCCGACCAUGGGGACUGGUCAAGGCGGCUUGGUAUUCUUCAUCGCAGGAAGUCAGACAAGUGCUGAUCCGAGGAGCCCAAGUGAUGUAUACAUGCCGAUGGAGACGGUUCAAUUCUACGAUACCCUCACUCGGACUUUCCACAAGCAGAGCACGAGCGGGGCCGAGAUGCCCGCCCUGAGGUCCAAGCCCUGUAUCGUGGCCACGCAGGCCAGAGGUAGUGAUGGUCUACAUUCCUCGUACGAAAUCUUCAUGUUUGGAGGUCAGAAAGGCGGGCAUCUUGUCGAUGCCGACAUUUGGAUCCUCACCAUCCCGGGAUUCCGAUGGUUCAAGGCGCCAGACACCGAGCCUUACAAUGCUAGGAUUGACCACGACUGCGCCGUCAUCGGACCUGGCCGGCGGCACAUGAUUAGUGUUGGGGGACGAAAUGACAACUCGGAUAUCCCAGGCAGGGACUAUUGGAUGAACGGUGUUGGUAUAUACGACAUGACCAAUCUGACGUGGAGUGUCCCACACGUGCUAGAUGGUCCAGCCUACGAAAAGCCACAGGCUGUGAGGGAAUGGUGCGCUGCAGGAAAUCUUGAUAGUGUCGUUUUUGAGAACCGCGAAACAGCCAGGAUCUUUGGCCUGGAAUCGCAGUCCAGCGGCGAGGAUUCGGGUUCACAGCCCUCUCCGCCCAGUCCGCCCAGUCCGCCUAGCGAACAGACGCAGUUGCCAAUCGCUGCCAUCGUCGGCGGCGUGUUAGCAGGAGUGGUGGUAAUCUUGUCGGCAGUUUCGGCAGCCAUAUUUAUCCGACGCCGUCGACGGCGUCAGGACAAUAGCAACACACAAGAGGGAAACGGCGAGGUAGACAAAAAGACUGCAGAGGCUAGUGACAAGCCACUGUUAGACUCAACACUUAUCCACGAGCUGGCACCGGGAACCAAGGCGCACGAGAUGUCUUAUCACGACAACGCCGUUCACGAGAUGCCCGGCACACAUGGAGCUGCUGGGGAAUUGCAGGAUAGGGAUAUUGCGAUCGAGAUGCAUCAUGACUCUAGGCCACAAGAGUUGCCUGGUAGUGACGUUGUAACGACAGGCAGAUAACUCCUCGCUUUGGCUGUUCUUGGCCGGCAUAUUUGUAGCGAGAAUUUAAUUUGAUCAAGGACCUUUAUAUAUUAUUAAUAUUAAGAAGAAGACAUAAGUAAAAGC